UCUGACUCUGACCGACUCUUCCCCUUGUGGCCCCUCCUGUUCUUUUCCCAUACCCCUUGCCCUUUCUGCUCCUUGACCCAAGCCUGAGGAGCAUCACUAUGCUCCGAAGCGCAACUUUCCCAUUCUUCUUGCUCCUGGUCAUCGCUUUGCUCGCAUCCGUCUCUUCCGUCCUCUCCAGACAAAGCACCAAAUGCUCCCCCAAGAUCUUGCUCUUCACAAAGACGGCGGGGUAUAGACACGACGCCAUUCCCACUGCGGUCAAAACGAUCACCGACCUGGGAUCCGGUCGUCUGACCCCUUCUGCACUUGAUUCCAGCGUCUCCACGGCUACGUGGACCACUGUGAACAGCGAGGACGAGACCGACUUUGAGGAUCGCGCUUAUCUCAACCAAUUCGAUGCAAUCGUCUUCGCUUUCACCACUGAUGUCGACCCGCCAGGAGUGGGUACGAUUCUCACCGACGCCGGUGUAGCCAACUUCAUGAGCUACAUCGAAGCCGGGGGCAACUUCGUUGGCAUUCACUCAUCUACGAACACUCUCUAUGCUAGUCCGGCAUAUGGUCGUCUUGCUGGAGGCUUCUUCUCGUAUCAUGCUGGAUCGCAGAAGGUCUCUUUGAAAGCAAUUGGUAGCUCCCACCCCGCCACUUCGAAGCUGCCAAAUCCCUUCAACAUCAAGGAAGAAAUGUAUCACCUGCGCUCCAACCCACGCCUCCUGCCAUCGCCGGCGCAUGUCAUCUUGACCAAUGCCACAGCGUACCCUGAUCCAGGAGGAACACACCGAGAGGGCAAACCGCAGCCCUUGGCGUGGUGGAGGGAGGGUGGUCUUCUUGACGUAAACUCCACUGCGCUUGGAGGUGAUCUCGAUGGGCAGUCUAACUACACGGGAGGUGCAGGCAGGAGUUUUGUCACGACGCUAGGCCACGAGAUUGCUACUUGGUCCAACGACGCCUUCCAAGGGCAUAUCAUGGGAGCGAUUGCCUGGACCAUCAUGUCGACGUGAGCAUCGUGGCCCAUUGCUUCGUCUGUCGCGGGUUGUGGUUGGGAAAAGAAAGGCCAGCUGGCUGACUGCAUGCCUUCACCUAUUGCCAUCCUUCCAUGUCACAUUCUUUACUGCAUCACUCUCUUUCGCAUCGUCUCCACACUCAUUUACAAUCAUCACUCGCUCUCUUCGAAAGGACCACGUAUUCGAGCAAUGCAUCUUCCCCCAUAGGCACCAACUGCACAGAUGCAGGAAGCAUUCCCGCUGCUGGUAACGACACAGG
Molecule: messenger RNA, 1260 nt
Organism: Microstroma glucosiphilum
Lineage: Eukaryota; Fungi; Basidiomycota; Exobasidiomycetes; Microstromatales; Microstromataceae
Product: class I glutamine amidotransferase-like protein
Exons: 3
Coding region: 99-998 (299 amino acids)
Source: RefSeq, a predicted model, not a curated record